ACGGAGCAGGCAAUUCGGUCUGCAUUCAGUUCAUCCGAGACUCAGAGCCCCGGCGUCUGUCGUCUAAACAUUAAAAGCAAAUAUGUCUGACUUCACAGAAGACCAGAUCAUGGAAUUUAAAGAGGCCUUCCUUUUGUUUGACCGGACGGGUGAGGGGAAGAUCACCUACAGCCAGUGUGGAGAUGUGAUGCGAGCCCUGGGACAGAACCCUGUCAAUGCUGAGGUGCUCAAAGUUCUGGGCAACCCCAAGUUAGAAGGCAAGCCUCUUAACUCUCAUUUACCCCCCGCAGAGAUGAACCACAAGAUGCUGGACUUUGAGCAGUUUCUGCCCAUGCUGCAGGCCAUUGCUAAAAACAAAGACCAGGGCUCCUUUGAAGACAUUGUUGAAGGUCUGCGUGUGUUUGACAAGGAGGGGAAUGGCACAGUGAUGGGAGCAGAGUUGCGCCAUGUCCUCACCACUUUAGGUGAAAAAAUGACAGAGGAAGAAGUUGAGACUCUCUUGGCGGGACAUGAAGAUGCCAAUGGCUGCAUAAACUAUGAAGAGCUUGUCCAAAUGGUGAUGAGCGGUUGAGGGUUUCAGACACACUUCCAGCUUUAGUUUUUUCCUUCAUAUUAUUUUGUAUUGUUGAUCAUAUCUUGCCCCUCCAUCCAUGUCAUCCUACCUCCAACAAGUCUGUUCUGUUACUGUAAACCUUUUUUUUGUGCCUUUGUUUAAUGUGAAGAGCUUCUUUCAUCUCAUUUUCCAAGCAUAAUUCAUCCUUGCAGGCACAAUCAAUAAUGCUCCCCUAAUGGGGUUUCUGUCAGCUUCCCAAGUCUUGUUGUCUUUUGUUUUGGAUGGAAAUGAUAAUGUGACAUGCUACAUUACUAAAAAAAAUGUAUUGAGUAAAAGUGCUAAUUUACACAUUUGGUUUGAAUUAUUUUUAUAGUCGUUUCAUACCUCGCAACACAAUAUGUUUUCAGGCCACGGGCACAUAAAAAAACAAAACAGAACAGUAUAGUAUUAAUAAACUGACAGAAAUGAUCAAAUGAUACAUUUUGAACCAUUAAAAGAUAUGUUCACAUUAGCUAACUGAUCACAUGAAUAUCGAAGAUAAAGCGAGUAAUUGAGAGCCGUGUAACCCCACAGGAAAUUUACAUAAAAAUGGCGGGAUACACCAAGCAUUUAAAGAUGGACAACUUAUUAAGUAAGACAGGCUGUUUCAUGCUUUUAUGUGUGUAUGUAAACAUAUCCCAGAGGGGUAAAGUCAGAGCAAUGGAACAUCUUCCAAACUCUUUUGCUGACCUGAUUUGUCUGCCAACGGACACGGGACAGAUCCAAACACACGUGGCUGCUCCUCCUGAGCAUUAUAGGAGUCGGCUGGUUCAGCUCUUAAAGAGUUCAACCAGCAGUGCAAGCUGGAGCUUCAGUGAGAAGGUCCAGCAGGUCUGAGACUGCAGGAGCGCCAGUUAUGAACAAAACUGUCUCAGAACCAGAACGUAUCACAUAAACGUCUUAUGCUUCUUUGAGAGGCAAGUUUUCAUACUGAAACUUUACUUGCUGAUGUCAUGUUUCACACAAAAAACGUCCUACUUUUUGGACUUCAGCAGCAGCCACAUCGUGUCAACAUGCCUGGAUUAAAAGUGAAUACCUACCGAUUCCUCGUUUGAUGUCACAAACCCUGUGCUGCUGGCUGACAAACCACUUAGCAGAUCGGCUCUUCACAUCUUUAUUUUUCCUCAAACAUUUCGUAAUUAAAACCUGUUUUUUGACAUUUUUAAUAGAAAGUGUCAGCACUAAUUUGAUGAUGUACAGAGGAAAAACAGAUUUCUACCAUAUAAUAACGUAACUGCAGCUACCUUCAGCAAAGUGGAAAACGUACAGAAACCAAACAGACACAUUUCAUAUCACAAAAUCCACACAAUGUAGUAAUAACACAGAUAAAAGAAGUCCAUUUAUGCUCACAACUGUGGUGAGGACUGCAAUACUGGCUUGACAGACACUGACUUCAAAGUUUCACCAUCCGACUGGAUUAUAUUUCAUGAUGCUGACGUGACGUGCCGAGUGCUGAAAGAAGCAUGUUUUACAAAAUUCUUCAUACAUGGUGAACACACCACUGAUGGCACUUUGAAAUAAAAAAACUGAGCGGUAAUAAGGUUGAGAGAUCUCAAUGGCAUGCGUUCACGUACACACAUGAUCACAGUCACAACUCAGACAGAUCCGGCAGAACUGUCCAGAACAGACACAGCAAUGGAGAGGGUAAAUACAGAAUACAAAGGUAAUAGUAUACAGUUACAAUGUUGACAAUACAAAGAAAAAAAAGGAUGUAAAAAAUAUAAAAAUGGAGAGGAUAAAAAGUGAGGACAUUGUUGCAAAUAUUAAAGACACAAUUCUCCAUUGUAAGCUGUUUUAAGGUGCUCCCUUCUUUGUUUUCUUUUUUUUUUAAACAGCUUUAGCAUAUUUUCCAUCUUUAAUGUAAAAUGCACCAGCAAAAAAAGAAAGAAAAAAAAAAGCUGCUAAAAAUUGUAUUUGCUUUCCAAGCAAUGAUAGUAAAACUCACAGAAUAAAUGUGAGAUAAACAUGAUUAUAAAAACUGUUUGGUUAAGCAGGUAACACAGCAUCCAAUUGUGAGCAGAAUUUGUGGCUGACAGGAUUACAGCAUUAUUACAAGAUGUUCUCCAUCAGCCACUCGGGUCGAAUCCGACUACAUUCGUCGCUAAACUACAGCCUGGAUGAUAAGAGCUCAUCCACACCGGGAAUAUUUAGACUGUAAGUGCUGCAGAAAAGCGCUGGAAACCAACUUCAUAAGAUAAUCGAGGAGAGGUCUUUUCAGGACCUCAAGCUGUCAGUACUUUCAAAUAUUUCCCAUAGUUUCACAGCAGGGUAACAAAACUGUGUUCGUAACAGCCAAACCAUUUACAGUACACUUCCUGUUACUCCAUCCAAGUUAAGUUCAUGUAAUUUCAAAGUGGCAACUUUGAUUAAAACAUUUUCCUUCAUUACAGACUUUCUAAUCAGUCCCGAUCCUGUGGAGUGACCACUUGUCCAUGUAACGCAAACAAAAGGACAGCAUAAACUAACAUUUCUGAUUAAACAUUAAAAAAAAUUCUGUAAGAAAAAGUAUUUUAAAAAAAAAAGAACAAAUAAAAAAACAAACAUAUAAGUGCUAAGGUUCAAAUUGAUGGAUGCUUCAAGUCUUUCAAUUAGACCUUGGGAAACAUAUUCAAAGUGCUUUUUUUUUUUUCAUUCAUGUAUCUCAUUACGUACCUACAGUACAUGGAGGGGGAAUAUGGACAGAUUAUGAAGUGUGAAACUUCAACAGCUGGGAUCAUUGUUGCAGGGAAAUAAAUGCAACAAUUUCCAAAACACUGAGAACAUGAGAUGAGUCUUUUCUCUUCGUCUCUAUGAGUGCUGGCAUGUUGGUCAGAGCAUCUCCGUUUACCAAAUCUCCAGUAUCAGCAUUAUAAUGUGACUUGAGAUGUUGCUGUCCAGUCAUCCACACAGGGUGACAAUCCAUCCUCUUCAAGAGGUGAUUCAGUCUGAAAAAGACUUGUUUUUGAGCAGUCAAGAAAGGUGGACUGAUUAAUGUUCAUUUUUGUAACACAUCAAUUGUCUUCUUGGACACAAACAAAUAAAAAGUAAAGUAAAAAAAAUAAAAAAAUGUAACAUGUGUUUCUUCAGUUGAUGAUUUCUUCAUUUCAGAUGAUCCAGGCAGGGUUUGAAGUGGUCAGUCAUUUGGAUUCUCGGGCUAUUCUAAUUUUUUGUUCUCACUGCGGUGGGGGGACGGGAGCUGAAGGGUGGAGUGUCUCCCCGGCCAGAGGAGCGCUGGGCUC
Menidia menidia (Atlantic silverside) is the source of this 3810-nucleotide messenger RNA. NCBI's taxonomy places the organism in Eukaryota, Metazoa, Chordata, Actinopteri, Atheriniformes, Atherinopsidae. The record is from the annotation of a GenBank genome assembly.